GGAAGGUUUGGGGAGGAGGAACCACGAGGACCGUGACAGGCUAGAGCUUAUUGCUCGUCCAGGGAACACAUUCUUACUGAUAUUCCCCGGUUUAAGAGCCCUUGCUGAUAAUCUCUUUCUACAGGAUAAAAUUUUUCUUCAAUUCCCACAAUCUCAGUGUUGUUUCCCACACAGGCCCACCGAAUUGUCUGCAAACAAGCUUCUUGUCAUUUCUUAUGUCUGGUCAUGUUUACAGCACUGCCUGCAAAAAAACUUCAAAAUUCCUAGAUACAGUCCAAAUUUAACUGGUUUCCAAUCAAAUCAGUCGUUCUUAAUGAAUGUAAAACAAUUUUUAUUUCGUUUUUUACAACCUUAAUUUGUUUCUGGCUGUUUUUCUUGAAGUUUGAAAGAAACCACACUGUAAUUGGAAACAUAAGCUUAAAAAAUGGGCGUUGGGAAGUGGUUUUUGCAGUUAAAAAUAAUUUUAAUGUUACCAAAAAUUAUUUUCUACAGGAUCCCUCUAAACAAUCCCUUUAGUUAACGCGUUUGAUAUAUGUCUGUUUCACGUAAUAUCUUUACUGAGAAAAGUGACUACUGUGCCGUUUAUCUCAUGAUUCCCAGAUUAUAAUUCUUUGAAGGAAAGGAUGUGCCAUCUUUUUCUUUUGUAUCCUCCUUUGUAUACCAGACCCUGAAUGUAAUUCCAGGUACUGCAGAUUUGGACUCCCUUUCCCCCUCUGAUUACCCUCCCCUUAUUUAUGUUCAGGGGAGAGAUCAAGCCCAGAAAGAAAGCCACUCCAGGGUCUCCCGGCUAUUUCAGAGAAGUUAUUUUGUUCUACUUGUGACCAGACCUUCCACGACCACCAGGAACAGAGGGAACAUUAUAAGCUUGACUGGCAUCGGUUUAACCUAAAGCAACGUCUCAAGGACAAGCCUCUCCUGUCUGCCUUGGAUUUUGAAAAGCAGAGCUCCACAGGUGAUGGCCGGAGAUCUUUCCAGCAUCUCAGGAUCAGAGGACUCAGACUCAGCCAGUGAGGAUGGCUUGCAGAUACCGGAUGAGGAGAGGGCUGGGUUUGAGAAGCCCAGCAGACCCCAAGGCUUCCACCCUCAUCGGGUUCUUUUCCAGAACGCUCAGGGCCAGUUUCUUUAUGCCUAUCGCUGUGUGCUAGGCCCUCGCCAGGUGCCCCAAGAAGAACCCGAACUACUCCUACACAACCUGCAAAACGGAAGUCCCAGACACUGUGUGGUGCUCAUGGCUGCAGCUGGGCACUUUGCUGGAGCCAUUUUCCAAGGAAGAGACGUGGUGACCCACAAAACCUUUCACCGCUACACAGUGCGGGCCAAGCGGGGCACAGCCCAGGGAAUUCGGGACGCCCGGGGUGGGGCUUCUCGCUCUGCCGGAGCCAACCUGAGGCGCUAUAAUGAAGCCACAUUAUACAAGGAUGUUCGUGACCUGCUGGCAGGGCCAGUCUGGGCCAAAGCGCUGGGGGAGGCUGGGACAAUACUGCUGCGUGCUCCCCGCUCUGGCCGGUCCCUGUUCUUCGGAGGCCAUGGGGCACCCCUGCAACGGGGGGAUCCCCGACUUUGGGAUAUCCCCCUCGCUACCCGCAGACCCACCUUCCGAGAGCUACAGCAUGUGCUCCAUAAGCUGACCACCUUGCACGUCCACGGAGAGGACCCCCGGGAGGCAGACAGGUUGGACUCACCUCAGACACACUGGAAGAAGAGAGAGGGGAAGAAGGCUACCGAGGCAGAAAGAAAGGUCUCCAGUGAUGAAAAUGAGGCACUUGGGCAGAAUGAGGAAUCUUCCAAACAGGGUUUGAGUCCCAUCUGGCAGCUGUCAACUCUCUCUCUGGGUUCAGGGUCGGAGGGAGAGGACAGCCCCCAGGUAGAAUUGGAGCUAGUAGAGUUGACAGUGGGGACCCUGGAUCUUCGUGAGUUUGAGGUACUGCCAAAGCGGAGGAGGAGGAAGAGGAAUAAGGAGAGGAGCCGAGACCUGAAAGCUGGGACACACGUGACUCUUCCUCAGCAACCUCAAGGAGAUGAAGCCUUCUCACAGUCUGCCCAGGCACACACGGCCCCUUUGGGGCCUUCCCUGGAUGAGGCCAAGACCCCUGAUCAGUCAGAGCUCUGGGACAUGCUUCUAGCUGCUUGCCGAGCCGGAGACGUUGGGAUGUUGAAACUCCAGCUAGCUGCUGGCCCCAGAGACCCUGGAGUUCUGUCUCUGCUCAGUGCCCCCUGGGGCUCCAGUGGCUUCACCCUCCUGCAUGCAGCAGCUGCAGCUGGGAGAGGCUCAGUAGUUCGCCUGCUGCUGGAGGCAGGUGCCGACCCUACCGUGCAGGACUCCCGGGCCCGGCCACCAUAUACGGUUGCAGCUGACAGGUCAACGCGAAAUGAGUUCCGAAGGUUCAUGGAGAAGAAUCCAGAUGCUUACGAUUACAGCAAGGCUCAGGUGCCAGGGCCGCUGACGCCCGAAAUGGAGGCACGGCAGGCUAUGCGGAAAAGGGAGCAGAAGGCUGCCCGGCGGCAACGGGGGGAACAGCAGCGGAAGCAGCGGGAGCAGGAGGAGAGGGAGCAGGAAGAGCAGCAGCGCUUUGCCGCCCUCAGUGAUCGUGAGAAGAGGGCUCUGGCCGCAGAGCAGCGGUUAGCUGCCCAGCUGGGCGUCCCCACCCUGCGGACCCCCGGCUCUGUGGACCGCAGUGCUCCACGCUGCUGGAGUUGUGGGACAUCCCUCCAGGGCCUCACUCCCUUUCACUAUCUCGACUUCUCUUUCUGCUCCACACGUUGCCUUCGGGACCACCGCUGCCAGGCCGCCAAGCCCUCUUCCUGAUCUCUCACGGCUGCACCUGGAGCCAGCUCGGCCCUGAGAAGCUACAUUCACACCAGCCCUAGGUUUCUUCUUUCCCAUGAAAGUGGAGUAUUCAGAAGAUUAGGAAGGACACUCAGGAACCCGGGCAAAGACAGGGCCACAGAGGAGUGUGGAGCUGGGACUGUCUCUGGAAUUUUAAUCACAAUAAAGUUUGGCAAGGAAGCUGCA
Molecule: messenger RNA, 3013 nt
Organism: Lutra lutra (Eurasian river otter)
Lineage: Eukaryota; Metazoa; Chordata; Mammalia; Carnivora; Mustelidae
Gene: ANKZF1
Product: ankyrin repeat and zinc finger peptidyl tRNA hydrolase 1
Exons: 12
Coding region: 956-2806 (616 amino acids)
Molecular function (GO): protein binding
Source: RefSeq, a predicted model, not a curated record